This is a messenger RNA of Clupea harengus (Atlantic herring), 5616 nucleotides long. RefSeq names its product discoidin domain receptor family, member 2, like (gene ddr2l). Gene Ontology annotation, biological process: protein phosphorylation; positive regulation of neuron projection development; cell surface receptor protein tyrosine kinase signaling pathway. NCBI's taxonomy places the organism in Eukaryota, Metazoa, Chordata, Actinopteri, Clupeiformes, Clupeidae. The record is from RefSeq and is a predicted model, not a curated record. Gene Ontology annotation, molecular function: collagen binding; protein tyrosine kinase collagen receptor activity; ATP binding. Gene Ontology annotation, cellular component: signaling receptor complex; plasma membrane.
CAGCCGAGGGAGUCAUGUUUCAUAGCUAGUGAGCUAUUCAAGCUGUACUCCAGAGAUUGUAUUGCACCCCCUUCUCUAGUGGCCGGAAGCGGGAUGUGAUGUAAAAAUCACAUUGAAACUUUUUUCUUGAGUGUGCACAUCUCCCGAUGUAUUGUAAAACAACGAGGAAGAUCACUUUACUUGAAUAUUUUCCGAAGUUUUGAACUGGGUUUUGUACCUUGAUGCAACUUCGACAAAGAUAAACCACUGUCGGAUCCCGUCAAGAUCCCAAAAUCAGAGAUGUAGUCUCUGUCCAAGUCUGCUCGCAGACAUCCAAGGCUCACCAUGCUGUUGUUCCUGCUCCUGGCGUUACAAACCAGUGCCAAUGCUCAGAUAGAUCCAGCACAUUGCCGAUACCCUCUUGGCAUGGAGGAUGGCAGGAUCAAAGAUGAUGAAAUCACUGCCUCCAGCCAAUGGUGGGAUACCACUGGACCACAGUUUGCAAGGUUGAACAAGGAGGAAGGGGACGGGGCAUGGUGCCCGGCGGGUCCCCUGGAGCCCACAGAUGUUCAGUACUUGCAGUUGGACCUGCGCCAGCUGACAUUCCUCACAGUUGUUGGCACCCAGGGCCGUUAUGCCCGCAGCUCUAACGAAUUUGCUCGCAUGUACCGUCUAGACUACAGCCGCGAUGGCCAUCACUGGAUUUCCUGGAAAAGUCGCCUUGGUAACAAGGUGAUAAAGGGUAAUGAUAAUGCCUACACCUCAGUGAUUAAGGACCUACACCCGCCAAUUAUCACGCGUUACCUCCGUGUCAUCCCCGUCACCAGUGUGUCAACCACCGUGUGUAUGCGAGUGGAGCUCUAUGGAUGCCCUUGGACUGAUGGUUUGACCACGUACAGUGCUCCUGAGGGUCAGGUGAUGAUGGCCCCAGGGUACUCCGUCGCCAAGCUCAAUGAUUCCACUUAUGACGGCGUCUUUGAACGCAGGAAACUGAGUGGAGGCUUGGGCCAGCUGACGGAUGGCGUGAUUGGGCAGGACGACUUCCUGCUCACCCAUCAGUACCAUGUGUGGUACGGAUAUUACUACGUGGGCUGGAAGAAGGACAGCCUGGGCCCUGGAUACGUGGAGAUGGAGUUUGUGUUUGACAGGCCGAGGAACUUCACAUCCAUGAAGGUGCACAGCAACAACAUGUUCACUCGAGGGGUGAAGAUCUUCUCCUCGGUGGAAUGCUGGUUCAAGCCACGGCUCAUUGCUGACUGGGAGCAGGAGCCGGAAGAGUUCCGCACCGUCCUGGACGACCGGAAUCCCAGUGCCCGCUACGUAACCGUGCCCCUGGGCCGCCGCAUGGGCAAAGCAAUCCGCUGCCGAUUCCACUUUGCAGACACGUGGAUAAUGUUCAGCGAGAUCUCCUUCCAGUCUGCCCAGGACAUGAUCCCUACCCAGGCCACACCUGUCAUGACAUCCUCCUGGCCUAAGACUUCCAGCUCUCUGCCCACCACACUGAAAACUGUGACAACUGCAUGGAAGACGGUCAUGCCUGAGGAAAGCAACACCUCCAUCCUCAUUGGUUGCUUAGUGACCAUCAUCCUCCUGUUGGUGGUGAUCAUUUUCUUGAUCCUGUGGUGCCAGUAUGUUUGCAAAGUGCUGGAGAAGGCCCCACGACGCAUUCUGGAGGAGGAGGUGACCGUUCGGCUCUCCUCCAGCAGUGACACUAUCAUCCUGCAGACCCCCCCUUUGCCUCCACGCAUCUCCCAGCCUGACCCCCCCUAUGAAAGGGUCUUCCUGCUGGACCCGCAGUACCAGGAUCCGGCGGCACUGAGGAACAAGCUACCGGAGGUUUCGCAGAGUGCAGAGGCCUCGGGCUUUGGAGGGGGCUAUGCAGAGCCUGACGUGACCCAGUGCACACCUCACCAGGGCUUCCAGAGCAGCGUGCCCCACUACGCAGAGACGGAUAUCGUCAGCCUACAGGGCGUGACUGGCAGUAACAUGUACGCCGUCCCCGCCCUGACCGUCGACUCACUCACUCGUAAAGACAUCUCCGUGGCCGAGUUCCCUCAGGAGCAGCUGAUCUUCCGUGAGAAGCUGGGGGAGGGACAGUUCGGAGAGGUUCAUUUGUGUGAGGCGGAAGGCCUGCUGGAGUUUUUGGGAGAGGGCGCCCCCCUGCCGGAGAUGGACGAUAGGCCAGUGUUGGUGGCGGUGAAGCAGCUGAGGCCGGAUGCCACCAGUACUGCCAGGAAUGACUUCCUGAAGGAGAUUAAGAUCAUGUCCCGACUCAACGACCCCAACAUCAUCCAGCUGCUGUGUGUGUGUGUGAGCUCGGACCCACUGUGCAUGGUCACUGAGUACAUGGAAAACGGCGACCUCAACAUGUUCCUCUCCCAGAGAGAGAUAGAGAGCACGCUAACCCAUGCCAACAACAUACCCUCCGUCAGCACCUCGGAUCUCUUGCACAUGUCAGUGCAGAUCGCCUCUGGCAUGAAGUACCUGGCCUCUCUGAACUUUGUGCAUCGGGACCUUGCCACUCGCAACUGCCUCCUGGAUCGCCGGCUCACCAUCAAAAUCGCAGACUUCGGGAUGAGCCGCAAUCUCUACAGCAGCGACUACUACCGCAUCCAGGGCAGGGCCGUGCUGCCAAUUCGCUGGAUGGCCUGGGAAAGCAUUCUACUGGGGAAGUUCACUACUGCCAGUGAUGUGUGGGCGUUCGGGGUCACCCUUUGGGAGAUUUUCACCCUGUGCAAGGAGCAACCGUACAGCCUUCUGUCUGAUGAACAGGUCAUCGAAAACACUGGGGAGUUCUUCAGGAACCAGGGGAGACAGAUAUUUCUGUCUGCCCCUCCACUCUGUCCAGCCUCUCUGUUUGAGUUGAUGAUGCGUUGCUGGUACAGAGAUAUUGGUGACCGGCCGUCAUUCAACUGCAUCUAUCAGGCCCUGCGACCACAUGCGACCCAAUGAACCGUCACCAGAAGUCCCAGAAGUCUCCAGCAGGGGAUCUCAGCCCUGACCUGAAUCCUCUAGCCUCCCAGAGUAAGGGGAAAGAACAGGAGACAAUCCAGCAAUGAUGUAGCUUCAGCAGCGCAAGAGGACAAACGUGGGGCGUCGGGGGGGGGGGGUUUGACUUGAGUGACAUUGUUUGGCUUUUAUAAACAACAACAAAACAAAAAGAAAACUUGGCAUCAACUCGCUGUGGUGACUGCGUUGCGUUGUUGAUGCUUAAAUCCACGGACACUUGAGCAAUUUUUGCCUGUCUUUGUAAUGUGUUUCCUAUCAACUGUACCUUUUCACAUUCUGCCAAGUGUUACAUCUGAAUCAUUUCAAUUGGUACCAAAGGAGAGGGGGAAAAAGAGAUGGAGGGGGGGGGAGAAAAGACUAAAUGCUAGGUUGAAAGGAGAACCAACAACUGGAGGAAUGUUUUUUUUAAGGGCCUGUGGUUGUAAUAUGUAAAGCACUGCUGUGAUUUAGUUUCUUCCUUUUUGCUCAUGUUCCUUAUUUACCCCCACACUGGAGUAUGACUUAAUAAUCUUUCUAUGUUUUAUAGUAUGUGUUUUUUUUUUAUCUCUGAAUAUGAAUGUUAUGCAGGUUAAUUUGGAUGAGGCUAGGCUGGCCAUCUGUGCUCCUAGCUCCAGCAGAACUACUGUCACUGUAGAGUAAAAGCUCUAAUGGAGAGGGUUGUAGAGCCACAAUGGACUGAUGUGCAAUGGAUUGCACUGUCUCCCCCCCCCCCCCCCCCCCCCUAAUUGGAAUGGGCUGCUUUAUGGGCUGUAUGAACCCCUUCACUCUACCCACACAUAAGGAGGUGGAAUUGUCUCAGCCAUUUCAAUUCCUCCAAUGCUCCACACGUCACACUUAAUUCCUGGUAACUCUUUUGAAAAUAUGCAACAUCUACAUAGCAAAAGAGCUUAGGCCUAAUGCGCCUUUGCACCAUCUGUUGGUGUUGCGAGAAAUUUACUGAGAUGGGCCUAUGCGGUUGUCACUAGCAUUUUUUAUGUGCUUUGUGCUUCAGUUAUUUUGGUCUGAAAAAAACCCCAGAAACAACCAGAAAACAAUAAUCCUCAGUGAUGGCAGCACACUUGAGUUAGCAUCGCUACAGAAGACUGUCAGAACGUGUGUGAUGCAUGCAUUAUUUACAUAUGGUCCAUAUUGUAGUUCAGAUAUUUUGAGAGGUCUUAGCUUUUCCUGGACCUCUUUAAAAGGCACAUUGUCUGGGGGAGUUUGAACAAUUCAAAGCACAUAUGACUUUACAUGGUUGUUCCCCUGUAUGCUUGUACGCCAUUUUUAACUAUGAAAGCUAAUAAUGAAUUUGUGUUCAUGUUUCAUGUUUCAAGCCUUAUUACGCCAAAUUGGAUGCACGUGUGAUCAUUGUUUCAAAGCAAAUCACAUUUAUAGACACAUAUGGGGCUUCAUUAACUAAGAUCAAAGAUCAAUUUUUUUUCAUUUGUUUAUUGUUGUUUUGUUAUGUCUGUGUCAUCUCAUGUCAUUUUUUAUAGUAAUUUUUUUUUACUGUAUCUCAUUGUGUUGUCAUAAGGUACAAAAUACAUUGUUGUUAGGGCUGCUGGGACGUGUCACAAUCUGGAAUAGUUGAAUGAAGCAUUCCCAAUAGCGCUGGGAUACACUUUGAGUGGCAGAGAAGGGUCAGGGAAUUUUGUGCGCGCGCGUGUCUGUUUGGUGCCUGCCAUUGCAUUCCAACCCGCAAACCUCAGGGCCAGGUUGACGUCUAAACUCAAGUCUCCCAGUUGCAUUUGCUGAAGUGAGCCUGUGGUCUUCUCUGUUAUCACUGAGUAGAGCAUUUUUUUCCCUCUUGUCUUGUUUUGUUCUGCAUCCUUUUUGUUUUUGUUUUGGUUCCUUAUUUGUUUUGGAUGGAGUGAGAGAGAAGAAAGAAGUGUUAGGGUUAUGUGUGCGUACAUAUGUCCAACGUGCGACUGUGUGAGUGUAUUUGUAGUGUGUGUGGGUUAAGAGGCUUUUUUUAGUGGAAAUGAGAAUGACCUAGGGGUGAGAAUGAUCUACUGUGGGAUGAGGCUGAUCUUAUAUGUAUUCUCAGUCCCUACACUCUUGUGUAUGACAGCAUAUAGAUUCAGUAGCACGUGUCGUUUCAGCACUUUGAAACAUGAUUUGACUGAAAGUAUCAUAAUUGAUAGCUGAGUGACAGGUUGCUCUAAAACAACACACAUGCGGCCUUCUGGAAGUUGUAGCUAUGAUAUCUCUAUAGUUCAAGUUGCACAUCUCUAACAUUUGUUUUAGCAGUAAAGCAUUUAAAAAUAAAGUAGAAGUAUCCCCUGUCUAAAUAUUGGCAUCUAUGUGCAUGCAAAUUAUUGAGCAUUACUGUGGCAAUCACUUGUCAGUGAGUGUCGCUUUGUUAAGUGUGUGCAUAUGUGUCUGUAGAAGAGAAAAGAGAGGUUGUACCUGCGCAUAUUUGUUUGUUUAGAUAAGUGACUGGUCUCCCCAUUACCUAACUUUUCUUUAGCUAUAAUUCUGGCUCUUCACUCUUGUAGGAUGUAUGUGGCUGUCAUGUACAUAGUGUAGUCAGAAUAGAUGUAUAGUAAUAUAUUGGGAUCUAAGGAGGACAUUCUUGCACCAUUGUGUAACCAUCUUGUGUGUUUCUCAUUCUCGUUUCCUAUAUUAAGAAAUUAAACCUUAUCUGUA